Molecule: messenger RNA, 788 nt
Organism: Cricetulus griseus (Chinese hamster)
Lineage: Eukaryota; Metazoa; Chordata; Mammalia; Rodentia; Cricetidae
Source: RefSeq, a predicted model, not a curated record
GCCGAAAGAGAAACAGUGCCCUCUCCCUUCUUGACCCCUGGCCCUUCCCAUCUCUCCUUCCCUCUUGCCGCCUAGCUUCUGGCACCGCCACUUCUGGCACCGCUCCCACCGUGGUGAUAGGGUCUUGGGCCUCCACAUUACUUCAGGACAAAGAGCUCGAGGAGAUCAAGAAGGAGACUGGCUUUUCUCACAGUCAGAUCAUACCCCUGUACAGCCGGUUCACCAGCCUGGACAAAGGGGAGAAUGGGACUCUCAGCCGGGAAGAUUUCCAGAGGAUCCCAGAGCUUGCCAUCAACCCACUGGGGGACCGGAUCAUCAAUGCCUUCUUUUCAGAGGGAGAGGACCAGGUAAACUUCCGAGGAUUCAUGAGAACAUUGGUUCAUUUCCAACCCAUUGAGGAUAACGAAAAGCGCAAAGAUGUGAAUGGACCUGAACCACUCAACAGCCGAAGCAACAAACUGCGCUUUGCUUUCAGGCUAUAUGAUUUGGAUAAAGAUGACACGAUCUCCUGUGAUGAGCUGCUACAGGUACUACGAAUGAUGGUUAGAGAGAACAUCUCAGAUGAGCAGCUGGGCAGCAUUACAGACAGGACCAUUCAGGAGGCUGACCAGGAUGGGGAUAAUGCCAUAUCCUUUACGGAAUUUGUUAAGGUUUUGGAGAAGGUGGAUGUAGAACAGAAAAUGAGCAUAUGGUUUCUUCACUAAAGGACAGGGACCAAAUUAUUCUUGCUUCCUAGUAUUUAAGAACUGGAACUUCCUUCUGUCCUCCAGCCCCCACCCUAUCCUGUC